CGAGUUGGCGCGGGGAGUGGCGCCCCUGAUGCGGGCGGUGCGAGGUUUCCACCGCGGGAAGAAGGGAGGGGGACUUCCCGAGCCGGCCACCCGGUUCUGACGGAGCAGUGACAACAACAACAGUUGCAUCCGACGGCUGAGCUUCAAUUAAGGCUUUGCAAAGUGCCUUCACCCACAGUAAUCACCACUCAGUUUACAAGGAUCACCGACUCCUGAGGGAGGUGUCAUUAUCCCCAUUAUACAGGGGUGGGAAUUAAGGCCCAGAGGGCCUGAAGGACUCGUCAGCAGGAGCUGGCCCCCAGAUGGGGACUCCAAAGAACCCCUCAUCUGCUCCCACACACGCCCAAGGCAUAAGGAAGUCGGGAGCUGAGCAUCCGGAGACGUAGAAGCCCAGAGCAUGUUCCAGAUCCCAGAGUUUGAGCAGAGUGAGCAGGAAGACUCCAGCCCUGCAGAUAGGGGCCUGGGCCCCAGCCCCACAGGGGACAGGCCCCCAGGUCCCAGCAAGCACCAGCAAACGGCCCCAGGCCUCCUGGGGGAAGCUGGUCACCAGCAGGGGCAGCCAGCCAGCAGCAGCCACCAUGGAGGCACUGGGGCUGUGGAGACCCGGAGUCGCCACAGCUUCUACUCCGCGGGGACGGAGGAUGAAGAAGGGACGGAGGAGGAGGAGCCCAGCCCCUUCCGGGGCCGCUCGAGCUCGGCGCCCCCCAACCUCUGGGCUGCACAGCGAUAUGGCCGCGAGCUCCGGAGGAUGAGCGACGAGUUCCACGGCUCCUUCAAGGGACUUCCUCGCCCGAACAGCGCGGGCACAGCGGCGCAGAUGCGACAAAGCCCCAGCUGGACGCGCUUCCUUCAGUCCUGGUGGAACCGGAACUUGGGGAGAGGAGGCCCCGCCCCCUCCCAGUGACCUUCUGUCCCACAUCCCGAAUCUCCGAACCGCUGCUGGCGGCCAUCUUGGGAGUGGGCGGAAGUCUUUUCUGCAGGCCUUAUGCAAAAGGAGGCUGUUUCGUCCCUUUCAGAAGGAGGCGGUCUGACCCAGAGCCCAAUUCCCUUCCGGUGUGUGCGAGGACCGCGGAGGGGCUCGGCCCCCGUCGGAAGUCUUGAAGUUUUUCCGCCCUUAGGUGCUGGAAAUGGCCCUGUGACCCCGCCCCCGGCACUGGGCUGCCACAGUCGCCUUCGCCAGUUGCGAGCCGGAAUUAACCCUAACUUCGCCAGAACCCUUUCCUCCGCGGUAACGCUGCGGGCCGAUGCUCGCUAGAAAUGUGGUAAUAAAGCCCGCGU
Molecule: messenger RNA, 1278 nt
Organism: Globicephala melas (long-finned pilot whale)
Lineage: Eukaryota; Metazoa; Chordata; Mammalia; Artiodactyla; Delphinidae
Gene: BAD
Product: BCL2 associated agonist of cell death
Biological process (GO): regulation of mitochondrial membrane permeability; cellular response to hypoxia; release of cytochrome c from mitochondria
Cellular component (GO): cytosol; mitochondrion
Molecular function (GO): protein kinase binding; cysteine-type endopeptidase activator activity involved in apoptotic process; protein phosphatase binding
Source: RefSeq, a predicted model, not a curated record